UAAGUCUUCAAACUGGGUUUCUCAAAUGUUUUGACUCCUGUUCAAUUAGAUGAUUCCAGAUUACGUGAAAGUUGUUACCCUUUUAUUCUCUAUAUGUGCCAAAUUCCAACGAAUAAUUGACAAAAAAUGAUGUAGUAUUUGAGAAUUGGCAUCGAGACAAGCAGCGUAGCAGCAACAUCCACGUGCAACCACAAGACGCACAGCGGCAUUCAUCGCCACCACAAAUGACACCACCUGUCACUCAGUGGAUUCCACUGCCACCCUCCUAUUAGUACUCCUCACAGAAAUUCCAACACUGACUGCAUCCGCUCACUCCCAAGUAAGUUCAAGAAAAGGAUCAAAAGCCACGGGAGAAGAGGAACAUGAGAAGAUAUGUAUUCUCCUAAAUAGGACACACUAGAGACUAGCCACAGUCUUCGGUAAGACCCCUCCACCUACAAGUUGCAAGAUUUAUAUGUUCAUGAAUUGCAAUUUCAACAGCAACCUUUUGGAGAACGAAGCUGGAAGGAUAAGUUUUCCAUGGGCCAGGCCAUGCGAUGGAUGCCAUGCAGCACCAAGCACAGUAUACUGCUGUGCUGAUGCUGCAUAUCUCUGUGCAUCUUGUGACACACAGGUUCAUUCUGCUAACCGUGUGGCAUCACGCCAUGAGCGUGUGCGUGUCUGCGAAACCUGUGAGAGUGCACCAGCAGUGCUGGCAUGCCAUGCAGAUGCAGCAGCACUAUGUACCGCCUGUGAUGCACAGGUGCACUCUGCCAACCCAAUUGCUCAGAGGCACCAACGAGUGCCUGUGCUGCCACUCCCAGCUGUUGCCAUUCCAGCUGCCUCUGGCUUCGCGGAGGCAGAAGCUUCUGUCACUGCCCAUGGCGAUAAGGAAGAGGGAGAGGAAGUGGACUCUUGGCUCCUCAGAAGAAAUUCUGAUGACAACAAUUGUGCCAACAAGAUAGAUCGAUACUACAACCUUGUCGGAUACAAUAUGUAUUACGACAACAUCACUUGUGACCCAAGACCAGAAGAACAAUACAGAAUGCAAGAACAGCAUGUGCAGAACAGGUACAUCGAGAAGGAAGGGUGUGAGUGUGUAGUACCUCCACAAGUCGUCAUGGCAAGUGAGCAGCAAGAGAGCGAUUAUGGAACUAUAGGAGCAGGGCAGGCUGCCUCCGUUACCGCUAUGACCAGUACCUACACAGCUUCCAUCAGCAAUGACAUAUCUUUCUCAUCAAUGGAGGUGGGUAUAGUACCGGACAACUCCAGACCAGAUAUCUCAAACAGCAACAUCCUGACUAGCAGUGAAGCCAUGGAGCUCUCAGGCCAUUCACUUCAGAUGCCAGUGCACUUCAGCUCCAUGGACAGAGAGGCCAGGGUCCUCAGGUACAAGGAGAAGAAGCAGACGAGGAAGUUUCAGAAAACCAUAAGGUAUGCAACAAGGAAAGCAUAUGCAGAAGCACGACCACGGAUCAAGGGUCGAUUCGCUAAAAGAUCAGAUAUAGAGCAUGAGGAAGACCACAUGCUGUCACCACCAGCCCUACCAGAUACUAGUAGUUAUAAUACUGUUCCAUGGUUCUGACGUAAUGAGAUAACAAAAAAUGUGUUGACAGACACAUGG
Messenger RNA from Triticum aestivum (bread wheat), 1603 nucleotides. RefSeq names its product zinc finger protein HD1. The record is from RefSeq and is a predicted model, not a curated record. Gene Ontology annotation, cellular component: nucleus. Gene Ontology annotation, biological process: regulation of flower development. Gene Ontology annotation, molecular function: DNA-binding transcription factor activity; protein binding; zinc ion binding. Bases 455 to 1564 code for a protein of 369 amino acids. NCBI's taxonomy places the organism in Eukaryota, Viridiplantae, Streptophyta, Magnoliopsida, Poales, Poaceae. The transcript has 2 exons.